ACGUCGACGGCGGAUCUACCAUUGGCCGUUUUGUCGCCCGCAAAAAGGCUCCGCAGAUCGUCUUUGCCCAAGCAGAAACGACAGUAGGAUGUGGGUCCUUCGGUAGGGCUGUGAUUACGGGUGAUUAGCAGUAAUAAUAUCGAAUGUCACGCCUUUGGCACGAUAAAUUACUCACAGUUCCAUCUAAGCGUCGCCAAGCUACGAUAAAACGCUCACUGCGUAGCGUCGUGUCGUGAGUUAACAAACCAACUGUUGUGUACGUUGGUUACAGUUGGCCUCUCGCGGGGCCGCCCAUGUAUCAGAUGUUUUGCUUUCCGCACACAGUUGAACAACAAGCCGCCCCUCGCGCUAACCCACCCAUGCUGGCCGUCGUAAUCAGCUGAGCGGCGGCGGAUUCGCGUAGUGGCCAUUUGACAGCAGUGAAUCAGUCUUUGGACGGAGAGAAAGUGCUCGGUUUGUUUACGUUUUGUGUCCGCGGUUUGCGCAAAUCUCUCUUCCCACCCGAUGGCGGACCAUCGGAGACGUGUUUUGGAUCUUUACAAACGGUUGCAGUACAUGGGGCGCGAGUAUCCUGGGGGACCAGAGAAGUUUCGGCAGCGCUGCUACAACGCCUUCAAACGGCAGAGCACCGAAAACGAUCCGGCAAAAAUACAGAAGGCCAUCGACUUGGGAGAGUAUGUCGUGAAGGAAAUUGAAGCGCUUUACAGUUUGCGGAAGUAUCGAGCCAUGAAGCGAAGAUACUACGACGAACCGUGAACGGGGCCGGCUGAACGAUUUGUGGAAACCCAAAUGCCUAACCGACGGCCACCGAUAAGAAGCAACCUUACAGGGCGAUUUGGCGAUGACCUAUCCCGCCGAUAAGCGUGUUGCGUGAGGCGACGUUCUGUUAUGAGGGGGCAUCAUUUUAGCCACCCUGCGGGACGGGCUAAAACAUUAAGUUUAAUGUGAAAUAAACAAUUAAUUCGAUCGAUUGGCAUUUAUUAUUGCCGCAAGCCGGAAGCCAGAAGUGGACUUUGGCCAACCUUCGCGGAUUUCUCAAGUCAGAUGAAAUAUUUCGCGCUGUUGAAGCAGUGUGAAAGAUUUCAUUUGACUGUUGUGAAUCACCCUGUUGCUAAUUUUAAAUUCAAAACGGAUACAGAAAAUCGGCUAUCAAAACAAGAUUUGCUUUUACCAUAAGUUUUGUUUGCUGCAUACUUGUUGCUGGAUUUGGAGUUAAAAAAGACAUUAUUGAAUAUGCUAAGAAAGUUGGGAAGAAUUUGAACCUGAAAUUAAAUUAUAAAAGUUUGAGAUAUUCCUUCGAUAAUGAACAUCGCAAGCCACUUCGCGAUGGCACUUAUUUUGUGUGAUAAUUGAUAGAUCUAAAUAUGGAUAUUCAUGUGACAUUCAAGAGAA
Messenger RNA from Anopheles cruzii, 1392 nucleotides. RefSeq names its product LYR motif-containing protein 5A (gene osi). Gene Ontology annotation, cellular component: mitochondrion. The coding region runs from base 505 to 756 and encodes 83 amino acids. Gene Ontology annotation, biological process: respiratory electron transport chain. The transcript has 2 exons. Lineage: Eukaryota; Metazoa; Arthropoda; Insecta; Diptera; Culicidae. The record is from RefSeq and is a predicted model, not a curated record.